Molecule: messenger RNA, 225 nt
Organism: Lathyrus sativus (Indian pea)
Lineage: Eukaryota; Viridiplantae; Streptophyta; Magnoliopsida; Fabales; Fabaceae
Source: the annotation of a GenBank genome assembly
AUGGCCAGAGACAGUUGCCUCGCUCGUGUCGCAGCCGGUGCUGCCGUGGGCGGCGCUGUUGGCGGUGCCGUUGGGGCUGUUUAUGGAACAUAUGAGGCUAUUAGGUAUAAGGUACCUGGACUUUUGAAAAUUAGGCAUAUUGGACAAACAACACUUGGAAGUGCUGCUAUUUUUGGUUUAUUCUUAGGUGCUGGAAGCUUGAUACACUGUGGGAAGUCAUACUGA